UUAUCAGUCUUUUCAGUUACAAUGUUGAUAACAAACAAGAUUCAUCAAGAGUGCAUCUGCAAAACAAACUGCACAAGCAGGCGGUUCUGAAAAGUGGGGUAUGCUGUGCAAGACAUCUCUGGUCUUCAACAAAUACUAGAAUUUUCUAUGACAAAAGUUUCCUGCCAGAAAGAUGUUGAGAUCACAGUGGACUUUGACCUUGCUUCUUGCCUGUGGUUUUCGAGGGAUGUCAUAUACAGCACCUGUAAUGAAAAACACAGAGUCCGCUGGAGAUAAGCAAAGCCUUUCACUUCUCCAAAUCAUCUUGGGCUCUAGCAUCCUUAUAGAAGAGAAGGCCAAGCGGCCCUGGGAUGCACUUGAUAACCAAAUAGAGUUCAAAUCUGCACCUAUUAUUCAGUCUCGUAAAAAGCGUGGAAGUGAGGGCAAUGAUACUGGGGCAGACAACCAUACUAUAUAUACUCCAGAAAUAAAGGAAGUGACUGCAAAUGAAAUUACAAUAUCUCAAAAUGUGCCAAAGUCUGUUAACAAUAAUACAGAAAGUGCUCCAACUGCUUCCUCUGUGUUAACAUCAACAUCUGUCACAGAGAAAAUAUUUUCAGGAAAUGCUACCACUGCUAUGUAUUCUGCUUAUUCUGAAGUCCCUAGCAGCGUAAGUCAAGCUAAGACAACUAGCAGUUCUGAAAUUUCUGUUGGCUUGCCCACUAGUUCCUAUACAGAACUGCCUACAGCUUCAAGCAGCAACCUGUCUGCAGCUUUAACUAGUGAUGCAACUAACAUGAGUACUCAGCCGAAUGCUUCAGUCACCGGUCUAUGGCAGCAUGCAUCUGUUUCAGUGAUAACAACUAGCUCUACUAAAUUACUUGAUCAAACGACCUUUUUAACAUCUACUUCUGGAGGAAAUGCAACUAUUGUGUCUAUUGUAGAUCCUGUGAAACAGCCUGACUUAAACAAAAGCUUAACAACUGUUAACAUUAAAACAACAAAGGAGCCAGACAGCUCUAGACCUACAGUAACUACUACAAAGACCAUUUCUACAGAGUCAUCACUUUCGGGCAAGGAGUCUAGAACUACAAGCAAUCCUGGGAAAUCCGAGACCAUUGUGGGUCAGUGUUUGAUUGCCAUAGCAAUUCUUGCAGCUAUUGCCACAAUAUUCAUUAUCUGUACUAUUGUUUUAGCAGCAAAGUUGUCAACCAGCAAACAAAACUACCGGGUCAGCCAUCAGAACAAUACAGAGAUGGUGUGCAUAUCCACACUCCUGCCGGACAGCGAUGGGAUACCGAAAAGUAAAGUGAAGCCAAAGAGGCUGAAAACAUUCAACACAAAUUCUGAUGACAGUGAUGGGGAUGAUCUCACCUUAAAUAGCUUUUUACCAGAUCACUAGGGAACGGAGAGCAUUUUUAUACAGAAUUUUCUAAUUCCAGAUUUAAAAAAUCUAGCCUAAUUUCUGUUAUGAGUGGUUUCUGGAAUAAAGCCACAGCAGUGCCAAUCAGAUAUGAUGGUCAGCAGUAAAUUGAGAAGGUUCUGUACACCGAAAAUCUUCCAAAUGAGACCAGUUAUAAAUUAUGUAUACUGAACCGCCCUCUGAUAUAGAACAGUCAUCCAUUACACUGGGGCAAUGCCAGAUGCAUCUUUACUUAUGUGUCUUUUCUCAGGUUUGGCAGAUAAACAAGUUAGGAAAAAUAUGUAUAUAACAUAACUUAAGUGAUGACCAUUGGGCAUUAAAUUGCAUAAAAUUCAUUCCAUCAAAGUAUUGUCAGGUAAUGGUACAAGGUAGCACCUAAGUUACCCAGCAACAUCACAGUAAGUUAACGCAUUCUUGGUGGCACUGCCAUACAAUUGAAAAAUAAAAGAACAAGUGAAAAAGUGGAACUCUCUACUUGUUGAAAUGGAACUCACUUCCACUGAAUUUCUUCUUUUUGUGGACUCUUCUGGGAGGGCUGCUGCAUGUGCAGUCUAUUCUAAGUUUUGUUGCAGGCCUGCCUAAGUACAAAAGGAUGUUGGUAAAACAGUCCAACAUAUAUAUUCCACUGCCUGUUUCCAGUAAUUAAUAGCAUUCUGUCAUAUUACUGUAAAUAAGAAAUAGUCACCAUAAAGAAUAUGAAUAUCAAAAAAUGUAAAUAUAUGUACAGCUUAACUGUCCUUAAUUUUGCCUCAUAUUUGCCCUAUCCCUUGUAAAAAUUUCUGGUAACUCACUGUGUGCUCUGCUCAAGUCAAUAAUGCCAGACAUUAGAGUUUCUUAUUUCUUUUUCUUCAGAAAAUGCAUGUUGAUGCAAAAUAUGGUGUUCUAUUAAUUGAGUUAGAGUAAUAUUUAAAAGCAUCAUUCCUGAUUGUGUGAUUUUGCCCCCCAUUACUUUAGCAUUAUCUACAAUUCUUGAGAAAAUAAGUUGAGAAGUAUGAUAAUAUUGAAGGGGAAAUGUAAAAUAAAAUACUGGAAUGAUGCUAGUCUAGUAGAAUAUAUGGGGAAGAAGGGGACCCAGGAUCUGAUAGUGGGAAUAAACUUUUCUUAAGAUAUAAAGUAACACUUGUUUACAGAGUAAGUUACUGACUCUUGGUGUGCACUUUCAGAAUGGGUGACUGAAAUGGAGACCUCGGAGCCAUUCAAAUAAAAAAAAGCUUGGGACAAACCCACAAUGGCAAAAUGGGAUAAAAGACUGAUGCUAAGUUUUUAAGUAUUUUCUAUGGGCUGACCUUUUACUAUUAUGAGAAUGGUUCUGCUAUGAAAUGUUGACUUUCUGAAAG
Molecule: messenger RNA, 2739 nt
Organism: Protopterus annectens (West African lungfish)
Lineage: Eukaryota; Metazoa; Chordata; Ceratodontiformes; Protopteridae
Gene: SELPLG
Product: selectin P ligand
Exons: 2
Coding region: 173-1381 (402 amino acids)
Biological process (GO): leukocyte tethering or rolling; hemopoiesis
Cellular component (GO): plasma membrane
Source: RefSeq, a predicted model, not a curated record